UGGUUACUAGGACCCAUUCUCUUGUGUAGUUGGCCACUAAGUGUUCUAUUUUGUUAUUUUUGGUCCCUGGCGAGUUCCUUGGCUGUUUGUGUAAAUUAAAGGUUUAUGGUCUUAAAGAAUGGCCCAAAAGUUUCAUAUCUUUGUUAGGUUCAACUCCAGCACCAACAUUCCAGUUGAAGUUGAUUUGACAUGGACUAUUCAGAGAUUAAAAGAAGAAAUUGCACAGACACAAGAAGUAGAUCCAUCUGGAAUACGCAUCAUAUUUGCUGGCAGGGAGCUCAGAGAUAGCACAGUUUUAAGGGACUGUGAAAUACCUCAACAAAGUAUCAUUCAUGCCGUCCAUGGUGGAUCAAGGGGAAUAAGUGUAGAUGCAACGACAACACCACUUGCUAGAAUUACUUUAAAUGACAAUCAGGGGAGAGAAGACCCUCGUCCAAUACCAGCCUCAGAAGCCCCUUCCACUUCAGGUAGCAGAUCAGUCCAGUAUUACGUUUAUUGCAGGCAAUGUAAAGACGUUCAACCAGGAAAACUACGAGUUUGCUGCUCAACGUGCAAAGAAGGAACCUUGGUCCUAAAUCAGGAUCCACAAGGAUGGGAUGACGUUUUGCAGGCUGGCAGAAUAAAAGGGGUAUGCCAAAAAGAAGGUUGUUCUGGAAAGACAGCGGAAUUCUACUUCAAGUGUGCCGCCCAUCCAGCAUCAGAGGACGAGAGAUCAGUCGCUCUUUAUCUGAUACGCACUAAUAUAAGAGAUGUACCUUGUAUUGCCUGUGGUGACGUUAUGGAUCCAGUCCUCGUGUUCCCUUGCGACGUGGGCCAUGCUAUUUGCUUAGAUUGCUUUGCAAUGUACUGCACAACUAAGCUAAACGACAGGCAGUUCGUACAGCAUAGGGAUCAUGGCUACACAUUACCCUGCCCUGGAGAUAAAGAAAGUUGCUCUAAUGCUCUAAUCGAAGAGGCUCAUCAUUUCAGAGUUCUGGGACAAGAACAGUAUGAAAGAUAUCAAAAGUUUGGAGCCGAAGAAUGUGUACUUCAGAUGGGAGGUAUUCUCUGCCCUGGUCGUGGAUGUGGAAUGGGCCUGUUCCCAGCACGGGGCACGAGAACAAUACGUUGUGAAGGAGGCUGUAUGGGGGAGUUUUGUCGUGAGUGUAAAGAGCCUUACCAAAAGGGUCACAAAUGUAAUAAACGACAAGCGCCAUCAGMUGAGGCUUCUCGUCAAAGUCGUUACCAAGUAUCUGCAGACAGUGCGCGAAGAGCAUGCUGGGAGCAACAAAACCAAGAGGCGAAAACUCUGAUCAGCCAGAUUAGUAAAGAAUGUCCAAACUGCAAAGUGCCCACCGAAAAAAGUGGUGGGUGCAACCAUAUGUCUUGUACCCGGUGUAGAUACGAGUGGUGCUGGCUGUGUCGUGUCCAGUGGAAUCCAGAAUGCCAAAGCAACCAUUGGUUUCUGCAAGAAAGACACCGAAGACGUUGAUUCGCCUAGACGAAUGGCCCAUAGUCCAUGACAGCUGUAGUAAGAUUAGCCUAUUAGCUUACGGCAGCCUAUUUGAGACCAUUCAGGCAGCUGUUGAAAUUGCCGCUAUCAGAUGCGAAAGCAAAUGAAGUCGUAGUUGCGCUAAAGUUUGAAAACAUCUGUCGUAGCCUGUAAAGGUUUUUUUGAGGUUUUAGAGCGAUUUUUGAUAUUUUCAGUAUUUCUUUUUUUUUAUGAGAUAAAACAUUAACCGGCUUUGAAAUUUUUCGACGUUCCAACUUUAAAAUUCAAUAACUUUUUAAUGAAGCAAAAUAUCAAAAAUCGCUCACACACUUUUGUAGUUUAUCUUUUACUUAUUUACAUAGUGAAAUUCUUUUGGCUAUUUGCGCUAUAUCCAUGUCCAUUAGUUCACCUCUACUGAACGUGCCCGAGUUGUGUUUAAGGCUCCGGCAUUGUUUUAAAUUAAAAAAUCGCUUUCAAAUAAUAUUAUUUUCUGAAUCUUUAUAAUAUGACCUUUAAAACGAUAUAUAGUUUCAUGGGGUUUUGUUUAAAGUGUUGCCAACAGAGAGUCUUAAACGAAACCUACCCCUGAAGGUCUCCAGUCACCUUAAGAGAAUUAAAAGGAUCUAUUUGACGCAGAGAAGUAAACAAACUUCGUCUUACUAUUAUCAUAGAACUUUUGAAUUCCCCCACCCCCACCUGAAAAUUCUUAAAUUGGGUCGUCUUAAAAGCGAUUUCCAGUGACGUGGUUUCGUGAGGAAAUCGCAACCUGUUUAUUGCAUUAAAAUCAUGUCAAACUUUAAA
Actinia tenebrosa (Australian red waratah sea anemone) is the source of this 2272-nucleotide messenger RNA. RefSeq names its product E3 ubiquitin-protein ligase parkin. Gene Ontology annotation, cellular component: cytosol; mitochondrion. NCBI's taxonomy places the organism in Eukaryota, Metazoa, Cnidaria, Anthozoa, Actiniaria, Actiniidae. Gene Ontology annotation, molecular function: zinc ion binding; ubiquitin-protein transferase activity; protein binding. Gene Ontology annotation, biological process: protein ubiquitination. The record is from RefSeq and is a predicted model, not a curated record.